AUGCUUCCACAAAUACUCCUGAUUGGCGCCACUGGCCGCACCGGCCGUUUGGUCCUAGACGAAGCGUUGAAGAGGGGCCACUCCGUUACAGUUUUGGUUCGGAACCCAAACAGUGACUUGCCCCAGCACCAGAAUCUCACAAUUGUCACUGGUGACCCGUGCAAAGCUUCGGACAUUGGAAGUGCUCUCAGAGCCACCAAGUCAUCCAUUCCCAUUGUAAUUGUCAGCACUUUGGGGCAGACACGAACAUCAGGAAAUCCCUGGGCCGCAACGACAUCUCCAGGUCGCUUCAUGGAAACGUCAAUUGAAGCAGUGAUUUCAGGAGCGAAAUCAUCUGCUGAGCCAGCACGCAUCCAGAAAUUAGUUGUGAUGUCCAUGUUCGGGGCAGGAGACUCGUUCGACAAUCUGAAUUGUAUGAUGCAAUGGAUCAUGAAAUGCUCCAACAUGUAUCAAACCUGGGAAGACCACAAUCUGGUGGACAAGGCUGUCAGGGCUGGAGGACUCCCGUUUGUCAUGGUACGACCAGGAAUGCUCAAGGACACCGAUGCCAUUCCGCUGAAAUUUUACGGAAGUGAUGGGAAGGGGUCCGGAUUCAUGCCCAGUGCCAGCAUGAGAAGUGUCGCGGGUUUUCUGUUAGACGUGACAGUGGAUGAAGCGUACGACUGGAAGACACCCGUGAUAGCGAAUUGA
This is a messenger RNA of Exophiala aquamarina CBS 119918, 690 nucleotides long. RefSeq lists its product as uncharacterized. The transcript has a single exon. The record is from RefSeq and is a predicted model, not a curated record. The coding region runs from base 1 to 690 and encodes 229 amino acids. Lineage: Eukaryota; Fungi; Ascomycota; Eurotiomycetes; Chaetothyriales; Herpotrichiellaceae.